Molecule: messenger RNA, 228 nt
Organism: Prunus armeniaca (apricot)
Lineage: Eukaryota; Viridiplantae; Streptophyta; Magnoliopsida; Rosales; Rosaceae
Source: the annotation of a GenBank genome assembly
AUGGAAUACAUAUUCAAAAGGGCGGACGAGGAACCAGUUGAUCAAAAGAAGUACCUCGAAGAGUCUUGCAAGCCAAAGUGUGUCAAACCACUACUCGAGUAUCAGGCAUGUGUUAAGAGAAUCCAAGGUGAUGAAAGCGGGCACAAGCAUUGUACUGGGCAAUAUUUCGACUACUGGUCUUGUGUUGACAAAUGUGUUGCACCAAAGCUUUUCCCAAAACUGAAGUGA